This is a messenger RNA of Closterium sp. Naga37s-1, 2955 nucleotides long. Lineage: Eukaryota; Viridiplantae; Streptophyta; Zygnematophyceae; Desmidiales; Closteriaceae. The record is from the annotation of a GenBank genome assembly.
AUGCCUCAUAGAUCAGCCUUACUCGUGAAUCGCCCUACUUCGUCGCAUUCGCUUCUUCUCCCCGUAGUCCACACUCCGUCCCCUUCCGUCCCACACACGCACUCCCCUCCAUCGCUCACGCUUCCUCGCGACAACGAGCACGCUCCCUCCCCUCCCGUCUCCUUUGCGCUCGCUCCAUUGUCGCACACGCGCGCUCUGUUUUCUCGCGGAUUACAAUUCCCUCCCGUCGCCCACGCGGGAGCGCCGAGACCGAUUACGCACACUCCCUUCCGUCACCCACGCUCACUUCGUUCCCGCCGCAGACGCGCACUCCCUUCCGUCGCCCCCGCGCACUCCGUCAGUUACCUCGGCCCACGCGCACUCCCUUCCGUUGCCCACUCUCAAGACCUUCCCGUCGCCCACGCUCACACCCUUCCCAUCGCCUACGCGCAAUCGUUCAGUCGCCCACUCUCAAUCACUUCCCUCGCCCACGCUCGCUCCCUUCCCGUCGCCCACGCUCACUCCCUUUCCAUCGCCUUCGCGCAAUCCUUACAUCGCACACGCUCACCCCCGCUCGUCGCACACGGCCAAUUCCCUCUCGUCGCACGCUGCCGCCCGCGCCGCGCUCUCCCUUUCAAUCUCCUCCCGUCGUCCACGCGCACUCCCUCCCGGCGCGCGAGACGACUCCCCGUCCGCCGCCCACGCUCACUCCCUCCCGCCGUGACGGUCCCCUCCGUCGCACAUGCUCACUCCCCUCCGUCGCCCACGCCCACUCCCUAUGGUCGCACUCACUCCUCCCCGUCGCCCACUCAUUCCCCUCCGUAUCCCUCGCUCACUCCCCUUCCGCCGCCCACGCUCGCUCCCUCCCGUCGCGUUCGGCCCCAUCCGUCGCCCACGCUCACUCCACUGCCGUCACACACGCACGCACCCUCCCCUCGACGGAGAGGGGGUGCUCCGCUUCCCUCGCAUAUGCGUUCAUCUCCCCAUCCCUCAUCUCCCCAUCCCUCAUCUCCCCAUCCCUCAUCUCCCCAUCCCUCAUCUCCCCGUCCCUCAUCUCCCCGUCCCUCAUCUCCCCAUCCCUCAUCUCCCCGUCCCUCAUCUCCCCGUCCCUCAUCUCCCCGUCCCUCAUCUCCCCGUCCCUCAUCUCCCCGUCCCUCAUCUCCCCGUCCCUCAUCUCCCCGUCCCUCAUCUCCCCAUCCCUCACCCCCCCAUCCCUCAUCUCCCCAUCCCUCACCUCUCCGGUCUUCCUCUCCCUCUCCCCUCUCCUCUCAUUCCUUACCCUUCUCCCUCUCCUCUCCCUCCUCCCUUUCCACUCGCCCCGCCACUCCCGCCGUGCUUCUCCCUCCCCCCAUUCCGCCUCGCCCCAUUCCGCCCCACCCCAUUCCGCCCCAUCCCAUUCCGCCUGACCUCAUUCCGCCCCACCCCAUUCCGCCUCACCCCAUUCCUCCUCUCCCCGUCCCCUCCUCACUUUACCCCCCUCUUCUCCCCUUCCCCACCUCAUCCCAUCUCCUCCUCUUUCCGUCCACCCCUCCUCACCCCAUCUCCUCCUCUUUCCAUCCAGGCCUCCUCACCCCAUUCCGCCUCACCCCAUUCCGCCUCCCGUCCUCUCCCCAUCCCCUCCUCUUACUAUCCCUCCUCUCCCUGUCUCUCCUCUCCCCAUCCCUCCUCUCAUCCCUCCUCUUACCAUCCCUCCUCUUACCAUCCCUCCUCUCCCCAUCCCUCCUCUCCCUAUCCGUCCUCUCCCCAUCCGUCCUCUGUUCGUUCCUUCCUCCCCACAUCCCUUCCUGUUUGCUCCGCACUUCACCUCCCCCUCCCCUCCCCCAAUCGCUCUGCGCGGUCUCAUUGCAGGGACUCCUCGCAGGGAAAGAAGGGGAAAGGGAGGAAAGUGCACCCACGCUACGUCUAUCCCCUCACCCCGCCCUGUCCUAUCCCCUCACCCCGCCCUGUCCUAUCCCCUCCCCUCCCCCUCCCGUCCUCUCCCCAUCCCCUCCUCUUCCAAACCCAUCCCUCCUCUUUCCAUCCAUCCUCUCCCCAUCCCUCCUCUCCCCACCUCCUCAUCCCUUGUGCGUUUCUGCUCCAGGGAGCUGCUUGGGACGCUGUGGACGGAUGGCGGCGCCCAUAGUCGCACAACAGAGGCGGACGUGGUGCUGCGUGAAUCCCUUCCCCCCGUCCUCCCAACCUCUCUUUCUCCCUUCAUCACGCCCCUCCUCUCCCCAUCCCCUCCUCUCCCCCUCCCCUCAUCACGCCCCUCCUCCCAUCACGUCACGUCCUCUCCCCAUCCCCUCCUCUUCCAAACCCAUCCCUCCUCAUCACAUCCCUCCUCUUUCCAUCCAUCCUCUCCCCAUCCCUCCUCUCCCCAUCCGUCCUGUCCCCAUCCCCUCCUCUCCCCCUCCGCUCCAGGUGUUUCCUCCCAUCAUCACUUCCUCCCAUCAUCACUUCCUCCCAUCACCACUUCCUCCCAUCAUCACUUCCUCCCAUCACCACUUCCUCCCAUCACCACUUCCUCCCAUCACCACUUCCUCCCAUCACCACUUCCUCCCAUUACCACUUCCUCCCAUCAUCACUUCCUCCCAUCACCACUUCCUCCCAUCACCACUUCCUCCCAUCACCACUUCCUCCCAUCACCACUUCCUCCCAUUACCACUUCCUCCCAUCAUCACUUCCUCCCAUCACCACUUCCUCCCAUCACCACUUCCUCCCAUCACCACUUCCUCCCAUCACCACUUCCUCCCAUCAUCACUUCCUCCCAUCACCACUUCCUCCCAUCAUCACUUCCUCCCAUCACCACUUCCUCCCAUCACCACUUCCUUCCAUCACCACUUCCUCCCAUCACCACUUCCUCUUCCUAUCCCCUUUCCCUCUCACAUCGUCCUAUCUCCCCCUGUCCCUUCCCCCCUGCUUCCCUCUUCCCCCUCUUUCCCCGCUUUCCCCUCCCCAUCGCUCGUAUUCUCUUUCUCUCCCUGGCUAUUGCAGUGA